CGAUCGCAGAUCCGAUUCCUCUCUCUUCUUCUUCUCCUCCUCUGCAAAUCUCGGAGCUCCUCGUCGUCGUCGCCGUCCUCCGUUUCGGCCGGCGGAACCCUAAAUCCUUCCAAAAUUCGGAUAAAAUCUCUAGGCUCGCUGAUGGCGACCGAGGAGCCGUUGCCGGCGGUGGAGCCAGCCCCCGAGCCGGCCAGCCCGGAGGCCGCCGGCGAGAACCCGGCCCCCAAGGCCGGGAAGUCGAAGAAGGCCAAGGAGCCCAAGGCCAAGAAGCCUCCCGCCCCGAAGAAGCCCCGCAGUCCUCCCUCCCACCCCCCCUACGAAGAGAUGAUCAAGGACGCGAUCGUGACGUUGAAGGAGAAGUCCGGCUCGAGCCAGUACGCCAUCUCCAAGUUCAACGAGGAGAAGCACAAGCAGCUCCCGCCCAACUUCAGGAAGCUGCUGCUCUUCCAUUUGAAGAAGCUCGUCAGCUCCGGCAAGAUCACGAAGGUCAAGGGCUCGUUCAAGCUCCCUCCCGGGAAAUCGUCGUCGGCUCCGUCGGCGGCGCCGGCGGCGGCUCCCAAGCCGGCCGCCGCGGCUAAGAAGCCGUCGAAGCCGAAGGCUGCUGCGAAGCCGAAACCCAAGGCGAAGGCCGCCGCUAAGCCCAAGGAGACGACGAAGUCGGCCAAGCCUGCUGCGAAGGCCACGGCCAAGCCGAAGGCGGCUGCCAAGCCGAAGCCUAAGGCCCCCGCGGCGGCUAAGCCCAAGGCUUCCGCCGCGGCUGCCAAGCCGAAGGCGGCGGCGGCGGCCAAGGCCAAACCCAAGGCCGCGGCUGCCAAGCCGAAGCCGGCUGCCCCGAAGGCUAAGGCCGCGGCGAAGCCGCCGAAACCCAAGGAGAAGCCGGCGAAAGCUUCGAGGACCUCGACGAGGACCUCUCCGGGGAAGAAGGCGGCGCCUCCCAAGAAGGCCCCCGCGGCGAAGAAGACGUCGGCGAAGACCGUUAAGCCGAAGAGCGUCAAGUCGCCCACGAGGAAGCCUUCGGCGCGGAAGGCGAAGAAGUGAUGAUGGGAACGCCAUAGAGAGAGGGAGAGAGAGAGAGAGAGGCAGAGAGUGAGAUAGGAAUGCUUUGUCUAGGGGUUAGUUCCGGUAAAUUUCGAUAGGAACUCGUUGGUAUUGUAUUGUGACGACUCUUGGGAAAUACAUAGUGCAUCGGAAAUUUUUCUUUCGUUUU
Syzygium oleosum is the source of this 1207-nucleotide messenger RNA. RefSeq names its product histone H1-like. The coding region runs from base 142 to 1038 and encodes 298 amino acids. The transcript is spliced from 2 exons. Gene Ontology annotation, biological process: negative regulation of DNA recombination; chromosome condensation; nucleosome assembly. Lineage: Eukaryota; Viridiplantae; Streptophyta; Magnoliopsida; Myrtales; Myrtaceae. The record is from RefSeq and is a predicted model, not a curated record. Gene Ontology annotation, molecular function: double-stranded DNA binding; structural constituent of chromatin; nucleosomal DNA binding. Gene Ontology annotation, cellular component: nucleosome; nucleus.